AUGUUUUUUUUAUUCUCGCAUAUAUUUUUACAGUUUUUCCUUUCUUGUUCUAUUUCUUUCUUCAUUCUCUCCAUCUUUGAGUUAUUUAAUUUCUUCUUUCUUCAUUUCAAUUCAUUUCUUCUUCAUUUCAUUUUGUUUCUUUGUUUCUUUACGCAUUCAUAUUCCGUUCUUCGUUUUAAUCCUUUCCUUCACAUUCAGCAUUUCCUUUCUUUCUUUCCUAAUCUAAUUUCUUUUUUUUUUCUUUUUUUACACACUUCAUUCAUCAUUUCUUUCAUUUUAAUUUUGAACUCAGUUUUUUUUUUCUUUUUUGAUAUAUACCUUCUUUCAUUCCUACCUUUACGUCUUCAUUCAUUCAAAGAGAAUAACCCUCUCAGGUUAUUUUCCUUAACCUUACUCUACUCUACUCUAUCUAUCUAUCUAUCUAUCUAUCUAUCUAUCUAUCUAAAUCUGUUUCUAUCUAUCUAUCUAUCUAUCUAUCUAUCUAUACAGAUGCAUUAA
Molecule: messenger RNA, 498 nt
Organism: Acanthosepion pharaonis
Lineage: Eukaryota; Metazoa; Mollusca; Cephalopoda; Sepiida; Sepiidae
Source: the annotation of a GenBank genome assembly